AUUGUCUCUUGUUUUUAAAUUCAUUUGGCGGGAAAAGAAAGCCAAUUGAGUUAUACAAUAUUACAUACAUAGUAACGUUGAUCGUGCGUUUCUUCACAAUUACGGUUUAAAUUGUAUAGAAAGCGUGAAAUAUGGAAGCUAUGGAGUGUACCGAAUCUUCUGCUAAACCUGCAUAUGAGUUACCUUGGGUGGAAAAAUAUCGUCCAACCAAGCUGAGUGAUGUGGUGGGCAAUGAAGCUACAGUUUCAAGGCUUGAGGUGUUUGCUAACGAAGGAAAUGUCCCAAACAUUAUCAUAGCUGGCCCCCCUGGUGCUGGCAAGACUACAAGCAUUAUGUGUUUGGCGAGAACAAUGCUUGGUGCGUCGUAUGAUGUUGCUGUUCUUGAGCUUAAUGCAUCAAAUGACAGGGGAAUAGACGUUGUUCGAAACAAAAUCAAAAUGUUCGCACAGAAGAAAGUCACUUUACCCAAAGGAAAACACAAGAUUAUUAUUUUAGAUGAAGCUGAUAGUAUGACAAGUGGUGCACAACAAGCUUUAAGAAGAACAAUGGAGAUUUACAGUAAAACAACACGCUUUGCACUCGCUUGCAAUCAGUCGGAUAAAAUAAUCGAACCAAUCCAAUCUCGGUGUGCUGUUCUUCGUUAUAGCAAGUUGUCAGAUGAACAGAUUUUAAGUCGUUUAAUGGAGGUUAUAGACAAGGAAGGUGUGAGAUACGAUGACAGUGGGCUGGAAGCGUUGCUGUUCACUGCACAAGGGGAUAUGAGACAAGCUUUAAACAACCUUCAGUCAACACACCAAGGCUUCUCGUUUAUUAAUUCUGACAAUGUUUUCAAAGUGUGCGAUGAACCUCAUCCACUUCUAUUGAAAACAAUGCUCGACCAUUGUGUGAAGGCGGAUUUGGAUGAGGCUUACAAAACUAUUAACCACCUGUGGGCAAUGGGGUAUUCCCCUGAUGACAUCAUCACCAAUAUCUUUCGUGUUCUCAAAACCCACGAUAUACCGGAAUACGUAAAACUCGAGUUUAUAAAGCUUGUGGCUGAAACUCAUAUGAGGAUUGUGCAAGGUGUUAACUCACUUCUUCAACUAUCUGCAUUAGUUGCCAGGAUGUGCAAGAUUUGCAUGAAAGAACAAGAGUCGGCGUGAUGCUGUGUUUGAACCCUUUUGAUGGUAAUAUUUGCUCUUCAUUUGUUUCAAACAUAUUUCUUGAACAGUUCCCUACCAACUGCCUUUUGUUUUUUUUUUCUAUUCGUUCUACAAUCUGCUGUAACUCUCCUUAUUUACUACAGUGGCCAAAGCAUUUAAUCACAAGUAGGAAUGCAUACCACAGCAUUAUACCUUCACAUUUACAAGAGCACUGAAAAACAAUAAGGUAUACAGAACAUUGAAACCGUAUGACAAAGCUGUGGGGUGAAAGUUAUAACUAGAAGAUGUUUUGGUCCUUUUUGGAGCGGGCUCUUUGAACGGCUUGUUGGCGUUUGCGUCUGUCCGCCACGUUCGUGUUCAUGCUGUGUUUCAAAGCUGGCAGACUCACAUGCUCACUUGUACUAGAUGAAGAGCUGUUGUAGGAAAUAUGUUGAUUAUUAUUGUCUCGUGACUUAAAAUACCCAUUCAAAGGGAACCCGGUUAUAGUUUCUAAUUACGUAUACGGGUACAAAAAACAUCCAAAAUUGUUUUAAGUAUACCUAUUGCUUACUGUUACUAUUUUAUUUCUUAAAUUAGAUAAACCAUUCAAACACCUCCA
Ciona intestinalis (vase tunicate) is the source of this 1740-nucleotide messenger RNA. Its product is annotated as replication factor C subunit 2-like. Gene Ontology annotation, molecular function: ATP hydrolysis activity; ATP binding; DNA binding. NCBI's taxonomy places the organism in Eukaryota, Metazoa, Chordata, Ascidiacea, Phlebobranchia, Cionidae. The record is from RefSeq and is a predicted model, not a curated record. Gene Ontology annotation, cellular component: DNA replication factor C complex; nucleus. Gene Ontology annotation, biological process: DNA repair; DNA-templated DNA replication.